GUGUCACUAAAUAUUUAUUCCUUCAUCGAUUCAAUCUUUCUUCUCCAAUUUUCCCUCAAUCCUUCUCUUCUCUUCUCUCUCUAGAUAGAUAACCACUUAGAGAGAGAGAAAAAAAUGGCGAAUAUCACCAUGGGAUUGCUGAGAGCAAUUAUGUACAUACAUUUAAUCUCAGUGGCAGUGAUUGCAACUAGGGUUCUGCCUUUGCACCCUUACAUGAACGGGCAAGAAAAACCCAAUACCCAUAUUUUUGAUACAUCAAAUUACGGAAUUCUUCAGCUCGGCAAUGGUUUGGCAAGAACUCCUCAGAUGGGAUGGAAUACCUGGAAUUUUUUUGGCUGUGAUAUCAGUGAAAAAGUUAUCAAGGAAACAGCUGAUGCACUUGUUUCUACUGGCUUGUCCAAGUUAGGUUAUACUUACGUAAAUAUAGAUGAUUGCUGGUCUGAGGUAUCACGUGAUUCAGAGGGUCAGCUAGUUCCCGAUGCAGAAACUUUUCCGUCGGGAAUUAAAUCUCUUGCUGAUUAUGUGCACUCAAAGGGACUGAAGAUAGGUAUCUACUCAGAUGCAGGUGCUUUCACGUGCCAAGUUCGACCGGGCUCGCUUUUUCAUGAAUCCGAUGACGCUAAACUCUGGGCUUCUUGGGGGAUUGAUUACUUGAAGUAUGACAAUUGUUUCAAUUUGGGCAUUGAUGCCAAAAAAAGGUAUCCACCAAUGCGAGAUGCCAUAAAUGCAAGUGGGCAUCAAAUGUUCUACUCUCUUUGUGAAUGGGGUUCGAGUGAUCCAGCAUUAUGGGCAGGCAAUGUCGGAAACAGCUGGCGAACAACAGACGACAUUAAUGAUACGUGGGCGAGCAUGACUGCAAUUGCUGAUAUCAACGAUAAGUGGGCAUCCUAUGCGGGGCCUGGUGGAUGGAAUGACCCUGAUAUGUUAGAAGUUGGAAAUGGAGGAAUGACAGACGAGGAGUAUCGAGCACAUUUCAGCAUUUGGGCUCUGAUGAAGUCUCCACUUAUAAUCGGCUGUGAUGUUAGAAACAUAACUGCCGAGGCGUUCGCAAUUCUCAGUAAUGAGGAGGUUAUUGCUGUAAAUCAAGAUUCACUUGGAAUUCAAGGAAGGAAAGUCGACUCCUAUGGACCUGAUGGUUGUUAUCAAGUUUGGGCAGGCCCGCUUUCUGGGCAACGUUUGGCUGUUGUUUUAUGGAACAGAUGUUCGAAAACGGGCACUGUCACAACUAAAUGGGCUUCACUUGGGCUCGAGUCUUCCACUAGUGUCUCUAUCAGAGAUUUGUGGAAGCACGAAUAUGUUUCGGAGAAUAAAGUAUCCUCAUUCAGUGCUCGGUUGAAACCCCAUGCUUGUGAAAUGUACAUAUUCACUCCGUCUACAUUGAGUCACUCGGCAAGUUAAUAUAUUGGAUAUAUGCCAGUGUGAGCUUUUUAUAAUGGCUCGGUAUGCUAAAGAGACAAAUGGUCCAGUUUUCAUAUUGUUGUAUUUACGGCUGAUGCCAUCACCAUUUUAUUACGAGAGUUCAGUCGAUUAUUUCAGUUGUCUGUUUAAAGAAUAAGUUAUGUUGUUGUAAUGGAUAUUUGAUUACCACUUUUAUUGAUCCAACAUUGCAAGGAUUUUAGUAUCUGUGAGUAUGUAUUCUACUCUGUUUUGAUUUUGAAUGUAAUAAGGAAGAGCUUUUUUUAUUAGCAGAAGCACUUUUCAGUAA
Molecule: messenger RNA, 1705 nt
Organism: Erythranthe guttata (spotted monkey flower)
Lineage: Eukaryota; Viridiplantae; Streptophyta; Magnoliopsida; Lamiales; Phrymaceae
Product: Melibiase family protein
Biological process (GO): carbohydrate metabolic process
Molecular function (GO): hydrolase activity, hydrolyzing O-glycosyl compounds
Source: RefSeq, a predicted model, not a curated record